Messenger RNA from Molossus molossus (Pallas's mastiff bat), 1250 nucleotides. It is a transcript of the gene PDC, whose product is annotated as phosducin. The record is from RefSeq and is a predicted model, not a curated record. The transcript is spliced from 4 exons. Gene Ontology annotation, biological process: regulation of G protein-coupled receptor signaling pathway. The coding region runs from base 110 to 847 and encodes 245 amino acids. NCBI's taxonomy places the organism in Eukaryota, Metazoa, Chordata, Mammalia, Chiroptera, Molossidae.
CUGUCCAAGUUGAAGAGGAGUUCUGUAUACAGGGAUUCUUACCCACGGGUCAUAGUCAAGGACACCAGGCACAGAGGACCAAACUAUUACAUCACAUCUAAUUUCUAAAAUGGAAGAAGCCAAAAACCAAAGUUUAGAAGAAGACUUUGAAGGACAGGCCACACAUACAGGACCCAAAGGAGUAAUAAAUGACUGGAGAAAGUUUAAAUUAGGGAGCGAAGACAGUGACUCAGUCCCUCCCAGCAAGAAGGAGAUUCUCAGACAAAUGUCUUCUCCCCAGAGUAGGGAUGACAAAGACUCAAAAGAAAGAUUCAGCAGAAAGAUGAGCAUUCAAGAGUAUGAACUAAUCCACCAAGACAAAGAGGAUGAAAACUGUCUUCGUAAAUACCGGAGACAGUGUAUGCAGGCCAUGCACCAGAAGCUGAGCUUUGGGCCGAGACAUGGGUUUGUGUAUGAGCUGGAAAGUGGGGAGCAAUUCCUGGAGACCAUUGAAAAGGAGCAGAAAAUCACCACGAUCAUUGUCCACAUUUAUGAAGAGGGCAUUAAGGGCUGCCACGCUCUAAACGGUAGCUUAACGUGCCUGGCAGCCGAAUACCCCAUGGUCAAGUUUUGUAAAAUCAAAGCGUCCAAUACAGGUGCUGGGGACCGCUUCUCCGCAGAUGUCCUCCCCACGCUGCUCAUCUACAAAGGCGGGGAGCUCAUAAGCAAUUUUAUUAGUGUUGCUGAACAGUUUGCUGAAGAAUUUUUUGCUGGGGAUGUGGAAUCUUUCCUAAAUGAAUAUGGGCUACUACCCGAAAGAGAGAUCCAUGCCCUAGAGCAGACCAAAAUGGAAGAAGAUGUUGAAUAAAGAUUCCCUGUGUCAGUCUCUCAUAUUCCUCCUUUACAUAUUGAACAUUGAUUUGGUAGUAUCCGUGUUCCUUUAGAGAAUACCAAGUAUGGACAUGAAUAUUCUAAUGUGGAAAUAAAACCAGGUUGACACUAAAGUUAUAUGAUUAGUAUUUCUUAGUGUUAGUUACUCAGAUUGAUAGAACGCUUUAUUACAAAACAUUGUAGUCUUCGGAAACAUGUUAGUAGACAAAGAGAAUAUGGAUAAUACUGGGACAGUUUUCAAAAAUCCCUUUCAAGUUAUGUUAGCAUUUUUACUUCUUGUUGUUUUUUUUUCUGCAGUGUUAUUAUUUGGACUUUUAAAUAUAUAUCAUCAAUUAUCAUUUUGCCUACAUAGUAAGAAUAAAGUCUCAUGAGGAAAUAAA